CCCAGAGUGCAUAUCGGGAAUAGACACACAAAGACAUGCGCACUCAACUUAAUCAGCCAUUUUUUUAAACAGGGCUAAAACGAUAAUAAUUAGCAGAAUAAAGACAUAUCGGAUUUUCAUUUCCUUUCCUCCCUUUUCCCAACCUCGCACAACCUAAACUGCGAGGCGGCGGUCGACACAUGCUUUAAUAGCCGGACCCAAAGGAACGCUUCAUAUUCUCAUCGUUUCUGUUUAAUUUUUUUCCUAUAAAGUUCAAGGAUUAUUAUUUUUUUUUGCCAUUUUCCCCCCGUUUUUGUUAACUUUCGCGGUCACUGGAUUUGACUUACUAUAACUAAAGAAAAAAGCAGAACACGCCAGCGAGGAGACAUCGAGGGGAGAGAAAGUCCCUGACAGGUGGGAUGAAAUGAGAUCCCCAUGUCGUGAUUGCCAUGGAAACCGGUGAUUCCCCUUCUAUGUCAAGGCAGCAAAAUGGGCGGAGCCUCUCAGAGCCAUGCCAGGCCACUUGUCACGAUAAUGACCUCGCGGAAAAAGGCGGUGGGAUGGAGCUGGGCGCGGAGGGUGGCCCCACGGAUGUCAGUCUGAGAGCGGCCGGGAGGCGGGCGGUCGGCGCAUGCGGGCCAGACGGCGACGAAGCCGCCGGGGCCCAGCCCGCCUCGCCGACAGAGAUCUCAUGCGGCGAAUGCUUGAGUGCUUUCCCAAGCUUACGGUGCUAUAUGGAGCACCACUGCCUGGCAUCACGGCGCGUCCAACCCGAGGAUGGUGAUGGAAGCGGGACCAGCGAGCCGGAGGACGGCGAUGUGGAGAACCUGCCGGGGGAGAUCGUCUACCAGGCCGACGGCUCCGCCUUCAUCCUCGAGGACUCCGGAAAUGCUGCCCCACGCAUGGGCCUCUUUUCUCUGGCUGCUUUCCCAACUCCAGCACCUUCUGCCGGGGCCCUGGCGUCCGUGUCGGUAUUCCCGCAGAUCAUCGACACGUUUCACAUCGCCACGGCGCCCGCACCUCCCCCACCUGACCGCUCUUUCCCAGAUACCUCAGCGCUUACGGCCGCCGGCCCCGUGUUGCACAGCUUCCGCGUCUACGACCUCCGGCACAAGAGUAAUAAGGACUAUCUGUCCGCCGUCGGCACCCCCUGUGUGUCAGAUGUCCCCGGCGACGUGGACCUGUCCCGAUUCGAUGGCCGUGUCAGCGAUGGCAAGAGAAAGCCCAUCCUGAUGUGUUUCCUGUGCCGGCUGUCUUUCGGCUACGUGCGGUCGUUCGUGAGCCAUGCUGCACACGACCACCGCAUGGUGCUCACUGAGGAGGAGUUAAAGCUCCUCUCCAAUAGGAAUGUCUCUGCCAUCAUUCAGGGCAUUGGCAAAGACAAGGAGCCCCUCUUAAGCUUUCUAGAACCAAAAAAACCAAACGCUGGCCUGCCCCGUUUCCCCAGUGCCAACCUGCUUAGUCCUGAUUCCCGAGUUAAUGGCCUGUGGAGCACAGUUCGUUUGGAAAAUGGCGAGUCCCUGUCGGCCAGCUUAGCUGUCCUGAAGGGAAGCGCGAGUCCCACCAGACGUACGGAGACGGGCCCCACCGACCUGUCCGGUUCUGUGGCUCGCUCUCCCGUCAGGCUGGAGGGUGGCUGCGAACGGCCAGUGGAGGGCGCCACACCAUUUUCCGAUGGCUCGUUCAGCGUCAAAAGCGAGCCCCGAGAUGAGAACGAGGACGACGACGGCGGGAUCGGCGACCCGGAAGGUGGCAGCGGCGACUUCUCUGUCUUAAACCAAAGCAUUUCCCCCUUAGCGAGCCACGUGCCAAAAAGUGGCAGGAGAGAGUCUGCGUCUCCCGCGGUUGGUGCUGACGAUGCGGAGAGGAGCGGAGUGCCGCCUGCCUUGGCCGACAGCAGCGACAGCCAAAGCGGUAGCGACAGGGAUUACGGCGACCCUGGGAGUCGGCAAGAGGGCGCCACGCCAUCUCAUUCCAGCCACCCCCCGCGGACAGAAGACGGGAGCCCCACCCCUCCACUUCACGGCCCCUGUGCAGGGGGCCAUUCCCCCGGCGGCGGCGUCGAAUGCCCCAAAUGCGACACCGUGCUGGGCUCGUCUCGCUCCCUGGGCGGUCACAUGACCAUGAUGCACUCGCGCAACUCCUGCAAGACGCUCAAGUGCCCCAAGUGUAACUGGCACUACAAGUACCAGCAAACGCUGGAGACCCACAUGAAGGAGAAGCACCCAGAGUCUGGCGACUCCUGUGCCUACUGCGGCAGUGGGCAGCCGCAUCCCCGGCUGGCGCGUGGCGAGAGCUACACCUGCGGCUACAAGCCCUUCCGCUGCGACGUCUGCAACUACUCUACAACCACCAAGGGCAACCUGAGCAUCCACAUGCAAUCCGACAAGCACCUGAACAACGUUCAGACGCUACAGGGGGGUGGCACCAUCGACACCACCGCCACAUGCGCCCGGCCCACCUCCCCUUCCCCCACCCCUGCACCUGCCCCGUCACCGCCUGCCCGGCUGAAGCAGAAGCCAGCGUGGCGCUGUGAGCUGUGCGACUACGAGACGGGUGUGGCCCGCAACCUGCGCAUCCACAUGACCAGCGAGAAGCACAUGCACAACGUGCUGUUGCUGCAGCAGAACAUCAAGCAGAUGCAGCAUGGGCUGCACGUGGGCCUGGCACCCGCUGAGGUCGAGCUCUACCAGUACUACCUGGCCCAGAACCUGGGCCUCGCCGCUGUUAAGCUGGAGAACCUGGCUGAGCAGCACGCGCUGGUGGGCCCCUUGCAGGCAGAGUCGAGCCUGGCCCUGGGGCUGUCCUCUGGCCUUGCGAGCAGCGAGCCGUCGCAGGAAGAGCGCGCCUGUGCCCGUCCGCUGGGGGCGGAGCCCUCCGUCACCACGGACCCACGGCUGAAACUCUUCCACUGCGUUGUGUGCGGCUGUUUCACCUCGGACAGCCUGGAGGCUCUGGGGGCGCAUGCCGCCGCUGAGCGCGCCCUGCCCGAGGCCGAGUGGCACGUCAGCGUGGGCGAGCUGCACCAGUGCACGCUCUGCGGCUAUGGCACGCAGCUGCGCGCCAACUUCCAGCUGCACUGCAAGACAGAGCGCCACGUGCAGCGGCACCGGCUGGCAGCACACAUGCGUGAGGGCGGCGAGCCGGGCUGCUGGAGGACCAAGGCCCUCGACGCCGCUGCCCCUAUGCAUCUCAGGUGCAACGCAUGCGACCACCAAGCCAGCAGCGUGGAGAAGAUGCGACAGCAUGCAGUGGGGGCACAGCACGAGGCCGGCUUCAGGCUCUACAAGCACCUGCAGAAGCAGGAGAGCGCCCUGGACCCGGACUCCUGCACCUACUCCUGCACUCUCUGCGACUUCUCCACCCGCGCCAAGCUGGGCCUGCUGCAGCACCUCCGCUCCCCGCGGCACCAGCAGGCCGACGGGCUGCGGCGGCUGCGGCUGCGCAGGCGGGGCGCCGGCCUGGAGAGCGAGGACCUCGCAGAGCUCUUCGUCGUCAGCGACCGCCUGCCCCGCCAGUCCGUUGCAGAGGAGCUGGACGGAGGCACAGACAGACCCCCUAAAACUGCAAACCUGACAGCGGCUGAUGUCAAAGAUUUCAGGGAGAAAAACGGCAAAGAUGGCAAAAAAGCUAGUAAAGAAUUCCGACCAAGCCCGCUGGACAGAGACCGCCGGGCGGAGGAGACCGGAAAGCGCUCGCCGCGGGACGGGGAGAUCGACGGCAAGGGCAAGAGGCGGAGGCUGGCGGAGGACAAGGCCGUCGCCGGCGAUCAGUGCCCCUACUGCACCUUCAGCAGCACGGACCGCGCCCGCCUACAGACCCACAUGGCAUCGCAGCAUUCCCUGCAGCCGCUGCUGCGCUGCCCUCUGUGCCAGGAGAUGCUGGGCAGCAAGCUGCACCUCCAGCUGCACCUGACGCACCUCCACAGCGUGCUGCCCGACUGCGUGGAGAAGCUGCUCCUCACUGUGUCGGGACCAGAUGUUGCCAUGACCAAUAACAUGCCGCUCCCUGGAAAAGACAAAUUAAAGGAAACCAAGACUGCUACUCCAGAGGAACCUGGAAACGUUCUUGGUGACGCUUCUAACAAAAGAAGCCCUAGACGAGAUAAGUGGCUUCAGAAUGAGGAGCUGAAGCUUCAGGUGGACCUCCGGGAAGCUGGAGACCAGGACACCAGCAGCGCCAAGGGACACGGAGACCCCACUCCUUCAGCAGAGGAGCGGGGUGACAUGCCGAAGCAGCAGCCAGCACCUGAUGCUGACCUCCCAGGCCCAAGCUUCCCCUGCGGCCAAUGCGGGCAGUCCCUCGACACUCUGCAGAAGCUCCGAGUCCACUCCCAGUCCCACGCAGUUGUCCUGUGCAGCCUGUGCCAGGGAAGCUUUCCCUCCUUUCUGUCUCUCAGGAAGCACUUGGAGACAGGUCAUCCGGAGCUGAGCAAGGCCAGGGUGAGGCAGCUGUGUGGGAGCCCUUCGCCCAAUGGGGACCUGUGUGCCGAGCUUGAGGCUAGGCCAUGCGAGGACAUGCCAGCUCUGGAGCAUCAGAUGGACAAGGAAGAAGAGAUGGACCAGGAGGGGAAGGCAAGCCCCGUAGGAAGCGACAGCAGCUCCUUGAUGGACGAGAUGGGAUCAGAACCGAAGCGGAGCCUACCUCUCAGGAAAGGUCCAAACUUUUACAUGGAAAAGUUCCUAGACCCUUCUCGUCCAUACAAGUGCACGGUAUGCAAGGAGUCCUUCACCCAGAAGAACAUCCUUCUGGUUCACUAUAACUCAGUGUCGCACUUGCACAAGCUAAAGAAGGUCCUGCAUGAGGCAUCAAGCCCCAUGCCGCUGGAGGCCAGCAGUGGUGUUGACAACAAGCCCUACAAGUGCAACGUCUGCAAUGUCGCCUACAGCCAGAGCUCCACCUUGGAGAUUCACAUGAGGUCUGUGCUCCACCAGACAAAAACAAGAACCGUCAAGGUGGAGAAUGGCAGUGGCGCGGUCAAUGGAAACGGGCCAACACUCAGUCCCAUCCCUGUCCAGCAUGGGGUGCCAGACUCCAGCUUACCGGUGCACCCUUAUAGCGAGAAGAUGGAGGCUAAGGAGGCAGCCAGGAAGAAGGCGGAGCACACUUCUGUCCAGCCCUCGCAGUCUCCGGCGCAGUUGAUGAUGCAGCACGACUUGCAGUCGCAUGCUGCUUUCUUUCAGCCCCAGCUGCUGAACCCAGCUUUCUGGCCGCACUUCCCAGUGACUCCCGAGGCCCUGCUGCAGUUCCAGCAGCCCCAGUUUCUUUUCCCCUUCUACAUCCCUGGUACUGAGUUCAGCCUUGGGCCCGAGCUUGCUCUACAUUCCGGCGCCCUGGGCCUGCCGGGUUUGCCGGCCUCGCUGCUGGAGGACCUGAAGCUGCAGAUGCAGCAGCAGCUUCAGAUGUCGCAACAGCAGGCCGCCUCCCAGUCACAGUCCCAGCAACCGAAGGUACAGCAGCAGCAGGCAAGCAAGCCAAAGCCUGAGGAGGUGAAGGCCUCUGCUGAUGGUCUGAUGCCAAAGGAAGUCGAGGAACCACCAGAGAAGGAGAUGAACAGAGAGAAGCAGGAUGGUAUGAGCAGCAACGACGCUACAGCAGAUGGCAGGGAUGCCAAAAAGCCAAAGCUGCCAGAGUCCCUCAACCCUCCACCGCGCAUCGUUUCUGUGGCAAGAGGCACUGUUGCCAAGGCGCUGCUAGAGAACUUCGGUUUCGAGCUGGUGAUCCAAUACAAUGAGAACCGGCAAAAGAACCAGAAGAAGAGCCAAACUGGAGAGGAGACCUCUAACGAUAAACUCGAAUGUGGAAUAUGUGGAAAGUUGUUCUCCAACCUCCUCAUCCUGAAGAGCCACCAGGAGCACGUGCACGGACAGCUGUUUCCAAAUGGAAAGCUGGAGAAGUUUGCUCAGCAGUAUAGAGAGGCUUAUGAUAAACUAUAUCCAAUAAAUCCACCUUCACCAGAAAUAUCCACACCCCCGACCCCCCCACCUCCUCAGCCUCUCCAGCCCCCGCCUCCACCAGCACCACCAACACCUUCCUCUGUUAGGAAGGUUCAGACUCCUCCAUCACCUCUCCAAGUUCCACAAUCAUUGCCACCACCCGCACCACCACCUCCCCCACCCCCACCCCCACCUCCUGUACCUUCCCAGCUGCCCUCUUUGGACCUCCCUUUCUUUCCUCCGCUGAUGAUGCAACACCCUGGCCUGCCCCCGCAGCUGGCCCUCCACAUCCCCUCCCUGGAUUCAUUAUCUCAGGCAGAGUUAGCACAGCUCUACCAGCAGCAACUGGGACUGGAUCCUGAGUUCCUGCGGCAGUCGCAGUUCAAGCGGCCUCGCACACGGAUCACCGACGACCAGCUAAAAAUCCUUCGCAAUUACUUUGACAUCAACAACUCCCCAAAUGAUGAGCAGAUCCAGGAAAUGGCAGAGAAGUCUGGCCUUCAACAGAAAGUGAUCAAGCACUGGUUUCGCAAUACGCUCUUCAAAGAGAGGCAGCGGAGCAAAGAUUGUCCGUACAAUUUCAACAUUCCACCCAUCACCACACUAGAAGACUUCCGGCUGGACCCUCAGGUCAGCUCAAUGGAGUAUUACAAAACGGAUGGCACAGCAAAUAAGAGGUCCUCCAGAACUCGCUUCACAGACUACCAGUUAAGGGUUCUCCAGGAUUUUUUUGAUGCCAAUGCUUACCCUAAAGAUGACGAGAUCGAGCAGCUUUCCGUUGUUCUCAAUCUGCAAAGUCGGGUGAUUGUUGUCUGGUUUCAAAAUGCUCGUCAGAAGGCUCGCAAGACUUACGAGAAUCAGGCAGAUGGUAAGGACAAUGAGAAGGAGAGGACAAACGAGCGUUACGUCAGGACCAGUAACAUGCAGUAUCAGUGUAAGAAGUGCUUGGUGGUUUUCCCACGCAUCUUUGACCUGAUCACCCACCAGAAAAAGCUGUGUUACAAAGACGAAGACGAUGAAGAAAAGGAUGACAGCCAAUCUGAAGAACUGAUGGAUACCAGUGACCUGAACUUGCCAAAGUUUUUGGGGCUCACAGAUGCAUCUAAAACCCCUGUAAUAACAGCCACCAGCUCUGGGUCCAGCUCUCCCAUAACUCCUGCAGCACAGUCUUGUAUGGAAAAGGCUUCACCAAAACCUGACCUAAGCACUGAAAAACCAAAGCAAGCUGAGACUGUUCCUUCCCAAAUGGCAAAGUUGCUGUCAGAGUCCCAGCCAUCCCAGACUCCUCAGCACCUUCAGAAAACAGCCUCCCACCAAAAUGUCGCCAGGCCUCACUCACAACCUCAAUCAACAGUCAUCACCUCUAGUCCUUUAUCCAUGGCCAUCUCCUCGAUAACCAACAGUUUACCUCCUCCCAUGUUACAGUAUCAAUGUGAACAAUGCAAAAUUGCAUUGCCUUCUGCAGAGCUGUGGCAGGAGCAUCAGCACAUGCAUUUUCUGGCAGCCCAAAACCAGUUUCUCCACACCCAGUUCCUGGAAAGGCCCACAGACAUGCCGUAUAUGAUAUUUGACCCAAAUAAUGCCCUCAUGACUGGGCAGCUACUCUCAGGAGCUCUCUCCCAGAUGGCAACGCAGAACAGCAUGGCCCUCUCCACAUGUCCUGGUUCUGGUUCCAACUCACUGAAACGCAAGAUUGAAGAAAAAGACGACAGCUGUUCCAAUGAAAAAGACAGCGGAAACAGUCUAGAGGACCAGCACAGGGAUAAACGACUUCGGACCACCAUUACACCAGAGCAGCUGGAGGUCCUGUAUGAGAAGUACCUCAUUGAUUCCAACCCAACUCGAAAAAUGCUGGACCACAUCGCUCACGAAGUGGGCCUGAAGAAAAGGGUAGUGCAAGUCUGGUUUCAGAACACCCGCGCGAGGGAGAGGAAGGGACAAUUCCGAUCCGUUGGACCUCCACAGUCUCACAAGAAGUGCCCUUUCUGUAGAGCACUCUUCAAAGCCAAGUCGGCCCUCGAAAGCCACAUCCGCUCCCGGCACUGGCAUGAAGCGAAGCAGGCCGGCUUCAGCUUGCCCCCAAGUCCCCUGGUGAUGCAAGAUGAAGCAGAGAGCCCGAGUAGGUGUGGUUACUUUGACUAUUCGCAGGUGUCCAUGAAAUCAGAGACUAAUGAAUAUGAGAUUCCUGCUGCAUCCUCAACUCCAGUCAAACUGUCUGAAGCACAAAGAAAGAACAUCUUGAGCCUUUCACUGAAAAUGGAAAACCAUAAUGAUUACGAUGUUCUCAACAUUAAUUCCACAGAUGUUUCCCUAGAUCAGAACAAAACUGAUUUUGAUGAAACAUCUUCGGUGAACACCGCUGUGAGUGAUGCAACAACAGCAGAUGAGGGACACAAUGAAAACGAGAGUGUCAAUGGCAUUGGAGCUGAAAAGCAGAUAGAAACCAAAACACAUCCAUCCCAUAAUCCCAAUGGUUAUGAUGAACGUUUUUUUUAUAACCUGGCGAGCCCCUCCUUCAGCUUCUCUGGUAGGGAAGGUGAGCAGGGUUACAUUAUUCUGGAUGACCAAGAUGACAAUGCGGAUAAGAGCGAAACAUCAAGCUUAGCGGAUCCAAGCUCCCCGAGUCCUUUCGGUAACGGCAACCCCAUGAAGCCAGGAAAGUCAGGUGGAGAGAAGCUUAGCCACAAGCGCUUCAGGACUCAAAUGAGCAACCAGCAAGUCAAGGUUCUCAAGGCUUGCUUUAGUGACUAUCGAACACCCACCAUGCAGGAAUGCGAGAUGCUGGGAAACGAAAUCGGCCUCCCCAAGAGGGUCGUGCAGGUCUGGUUCCAGAAUGCCCGUGCUAAAGAGAAGAAGUUCAAGAUUAACAUUGGCAAGCCAUUCAUGAUCAGUCAGAACUCCCCGGAAGGCCCAAGGCCCGAGUGUACUUUGUGUGGCACCAAGUAUUCCGCUCGCUUUUCCAUCCGAGAUCAUAUAUUCUCAAAGCAGCAUAUUGCCAAAGUGCAAGAAACCCUGGGACACCAGAUUGACAGAGAGAAGGAUUACCUUACUCCUACGACUGUCCGGCAGCUGAUGGCACAACAAGAGCUGGACCGCUUAAAGAAGGCCACGGAUGUUCUCGGCAUGACAGGGCAACAGCAGGCAGUGACUGAAAAGAAUGCACUUCAGGGCCAUAACGGGCCUGCAGGCUACACUGGAAUCUCCACCAUAGCACCCGUGCAGCUGCCUGGGGUAAAUGGCCCCCUACCCCUCCCCCUCUUUUCGCCAAACAUACCUGCUUUAGCAGCCCCUGGUGCUGGUAUUCUUGGGUUUCCCACUACAACCACCUCUACCGCCAGGCCUCUGAGCAGUACCCCAACCAAGGCCAUGUUGAGUCCUCCACCUCCACCUCCCCCUAUAACUCCUGCCAGCAAUCCCAAUGAGCAGAAGAGUACGGAGCCUGAGGUGGAAAAGAAGGCUGAGAAUCAGAAGAAAGCUGAGGAGAAGGAAGCAGACAUCAAGAGCCCAGACAUAAAAAAGAGAAUGAGGUCCUCGACCAUGCAUUCAACUAAAGUCAAAGGUGGUGAGGUGCCAGUGGAUCCAGCUCAGCUGCAGGCACUGCAAAGCGCCGUCGCUGGUGACCCUGGGUCCUUCUUAGGGGGGCAUUUACUGCCCUACUUCCUUCCCGGACUCGCAUCGUGUUUCUCGCCCCAGCUUCCGGCCGGAGUGCAGGCCGGAUACUUCCCACCCUUUUGCGGGAUGGAGAGCCUUUUCCCAUAUGGCCCGGCUGUGCCGCAAGCCGUCACUGGCCUCUCCCCUACUGCUAUUCUGCAGUAUCAGCGCUCCCUGCAAGACUCCCUGCAAAAGCAGCAGCAGUCGCAGCAAAGACAGCAGAGACAGCAAUCGCAGCAACUGCAGGAUCACGCUGCGCAGGAGCAUCAGCAGCAGAAACCCCGUCUGGCCCGGCAAAAGAGCACGCAGAGCGAAGCCCUCAGACCAAAAGAGGAGGGGAAAGCCGCCACAGGUGAAAGCACAAAAGACGAGCCCCGCACCGAUACCAAAACCUUAGACUUCCUGGACGCUUUCAUCCUUCCCUCCGUGAAGCCCGAGUUCAUCUGCCGGAAGUGCGAGACGCCUUUCGCCGAUGAGGAGUCGGCACGGCGCCACCAGACAUCCUUCUGCUACUUUGGCCAGCCGACGGCCGCACUGCAGGAGACCGUGUUGUGCAGGGCGGCGAGCAGAUAUGACUGCCAAGCCUGCAACGUGUCCAUUGGCGGGAACGAAGCGCUCAGCCAACACCUUCAGUCGAGCUCGCACAAGGAGAAAACAAUCAAACAAGCAAUGAGAAAUGCCAAAGAGCAUGCUAGAUUAUUACCUCACUCCGUCUGCUCCCCUAACCCUAACCCUAACACCACAUCUACCUCGCAGUCUGCAGCUUCUUCUAAUAACACCUAUCCGCACCUUUCCCACCUGACCACAGCGGCCUGGCCUAGCGCCCUCUUCCCAGCGUCCGCCAGGGCGGCCGCUUCUUCUCCAUCACCUUCUCCGCCCAUCUCAUUGCCUUCAAUGGUUACCUCAACUCUGUGCAGCUCCUCAGGCGCCCAGACCUCGCUACCCGGCAGAAGCUGCUCGGAAGAAUCCGACAGCAAGCUAAGCCAGAAGCUGGAGGAGCUAGAAAAUUUGCUGGAAGUCAAGUCAAAGCCGUCAGCCGGCAUGGAUGGUAGUUUCAACAGUAUACGGAUGGAUAUGUUCAGUGUAUAGGAGUGAAAAUGGGAUCCAUUGCUUUAAAAAUAAGAAAUAAGACUUAAACUGCAGUUCCAAAGUUUCUCUAUCCCAAAAAUAUUCACAGUACCAAAUGAUUGACUCAGGAUUGUUGUUCCCAUAUUGAUAAAGCUGGUAAGCUAUGGAUUAAUGGACAAAGUUGCAUAUGCUUGACUGAGUUUUUACUGUAUGAAUAUACAGAGGAGGGGAGAGGGAGAAAAUAAAAUCCCACAAGUUCUUGCCGAACUUGUUUCAAACCAAAACACUCAUGAUAGCAAGUUGCACAUAAGCUGGACUGGUUUCCAAAUGCUUACGUGGGCUGUAUGGGACUGAUGAUCCGGAACUUUUUUUUGGAGAGAAGUUUCUCGUGCUUUAGUUAGGUGGUGAUUCAGUAGCUUUAAAUUCUCAGGUCGGAACAACAUUUUCUCAUUUGUAAAGAGCAGCAAGAAGCCAGGGCUUGGCUUUACCAAAACACGUCCGGCAUUAUCAGAAGCAUUAAAUAUGUGGGUAAUGUAAUUGUUACUGAACAACAUAUCUUUUUACAUCCCCCUCCAAAGCAGUAAGUUGUACAACUGAGGAAGAAUCUGGAAUGGCGUUGAAAUAUAUGCCCCCGUGUCACUUUUCAGUCCCACAAGCGUGUUUCUUGUAUAUCUGUAAAGCACCCCCCCCCCCCAUAGACUGUACUAACACCUGUGGCAACACUUGUUUUUUUUCUCUCUCUUUACCUCUGAUAACACCCUUUUCCAAAGAGGUAAUAAUCCUAGUUUUGAUAGACUUUGAUAGAAUGACGUGGACAUUUUUAUUCCUUGGUGACCUGCUAUCCCGUCAAGGUGCGUGCUUGUGUCUGGACUACAGUGCACUUAAUUUAUCAUCUUUAAUUUCACCUAGAUUUUAAUUUAUUUGUAACUUUUCGAUAGAUUGUUCAUAAUUUAAUAGUGUUUUUUUGUGUGUGUGUGUGUUUAUACUUAUUUGUAAGUGUAGCAAAGCAACAUUUUGGUCUUUUCUUUGUCAUUAUGACUCAUAGCAUUUCAAAGACAUAUUUAAAAAUUUAACAAAGUAGAACCACAUACUUGAAACUACAUAAGUACAAGUUGAACAAAGAAUAUUUAUAAUGCUAUAAAUAUUUACUUCUUGAGAGCAAAGAAGCUGCUUUGAGAAAGGGGACUAAAACAGUUCUUUUGUCAGUGAUUUUUAUUUUUUAUUUUCCUCCUGCUGUUUGUCAGCCAAACACACUUCCAAACACACAGCGUCAUUUAGCGGAUAGCUAAUUGUACUUUCCUCAAUACUCUGGGCCCCGUUGAUUUUCCUGUCUCAUUUCAUCAUGUAUAAAGUAUUAUUAUCCUUUACCGACAUUUUGCUGCUACUCUGCAACAUAGUUUCUGCUUGCCUUGGACUUUCGACUUUCUAUUUGACAUACGACUGACUCAUGAAAUGCUUUGGUUGGCUUUUUUUCCCCCUUUUCCUUUCUUUUUUUUUUUUUGCCGUGGAUCUUAAACAACGUGAAAGCUGUCGGGGCUGUUCAGUUUUACGAACAACCUUCUGGUUCUGCGAGGCUGGUCAACGCGAUUCAUUCCAAAGUAAUGGAUGGCCGUUUAUACGAAAGUAAAAGGCUUUUGGACAAAGAGGAGUAAGCAGUUGUACAUAUUUCUGGUCGGCCGUGCAUGGUACAAAUGUAUUAAUUAUGAAGAAACGCAAACCUGUAUCGCUUUUGAUAUUCCUAUUCUGAGAUGAACAAGUAGCAUGUAAUGCAACUGUUUGACAGGAUACAUCAAAUUUUGCUUAUUAUAAAAAUCAAAUAACAUUUUCACUUUUUUUUUUAAUAUUGUACAGGUUGUUUUGUUGAAGUUUUGAGUGCUAUUGUCACAGCGAUUUUUAUUCUCCGCAUUUUUAUGUGAACUUUUUAAUGUUCUUAUUUGUAUUUUUAGUAUUUUUACAUUAAUUUUAAUCCUGACGACACUUUUUGAUUGUUUCAAAAGAGAUGUCUUGGGUGCAAUUUUGCCUCUCUAAAAGUAGGGGGCACUGUCCUGAUUCCAAAGGGUCUCUGCAUAGGUUUUGCCUUUCUCUUGAAUGUGGGUCAGCAGUCAGAGACUGAGCUGUCCGUUAACACAGCAAAUAGACGUGUUGGCAUGGAACAGAUUGCUUCCCACGUAAAGGACUGGUAAACGAACCGAAACUUGUAUAACGGUCCAAUAAAUAAAUGUAUACACAUUGCAACUGAACCAAAAACUUUCUAGGGAUGGAUAGUGUCAACCUAAAGAGGACAGCAUUCAAGGGGUGAUGUGAGGCUGCUCUCCUGGAUAUCAAAGGGAUUAACACAGCGCAAUUAUCCAAAAAGAAAAAGUAAAAAAAAAUCCUUUCCAUGCCUGAGUAACGUAAGAAAAUGCAUCCUGAGGUUUUAUUAAAGAGCUGUCCAUCUGGCGAGAACUUUAAAUAAACGAAACCAAAAAUGUUAUUGAUGUUUAUAAAUAUAUAAAUAUAUAUAUAGAGUAGUUACACUAGUUUUUGUUACUGUAAUGUUGAAAGUCUCAACUGUACUGUAUUACAGUUAAACAUGGUUUUGAAAAUUCUUUUCAUUUUGUCACAGACCUGUUGUCAUAGUUGAAAUGAUGUUUAUCGUAGAUGGUAUUCGAACCCGCUUCCGUUGGAAGGCGACGGUUCCUUCGGUAUGUCUGUUAUUCAGUGUGAUACAUUAAAGUCUAUCUGCAAACCAGGUCUCUGCGUGUGUGUGUGUGCGUGCUUGUGUGUGCACGCUCGUGCGUGUGCCAGCCUUCCAUCUCACUAUCUUUCCCUUCUUUUUUCGAAUACCCCCGCGAACGGUAAUCGGCAGCUUAAACGCGAGGAGGCGCUUUUAAAUCAUGGUCACCGCUGGAUGGAGACAUCUGCUUUUAAUUUGUAUAUGAUUUACUGAAGUCCUGUAUAAGCGAAUGUGGCUGGCCUCUGGUUUGUAGAAGGCAGGACGUAGUCUGAUGCUUAACAUAUGAACUGUUAAUUCCAUUUGCUUGUGAAAGAGCCAAAGCAGGAGGCUGAUAUGGGGGUUAAAACCGAGGCCCUAACUCCAGUUAGGUGGCUUAGGGAAGGUUCUGGCAUCCUGUGAGCUUUGUGCUUGUGUGUCUGACAUUCAUUAGCUUUUGUGAUGAAAAAUGUCAUUUUUUUCAUUUGAGGUAUAUUGUGAAAAUCUUAAAUAUUUGCUUGAUAAAUGGCUCGUAUAUGUAAUAUUCUGCAAGAGUAUAAAUCAAAUUUUGCCUACAAGGUAUAUUGUCUUUCUGUAAAUCUGACAGCAAUUUUUUUUUUUACUUUUGCAGCAAAUAAGUCACUGAUCUUUACAUAAUUACAUGAUUAAAGUCACAUAGAGAAGUGUGUAAUUUUGAAAUAA
This is a messenger RNA of Paramormyrops kingsleyae, 14028 nucleotides long. RefSeq names its product zinc finger homeobox protein 4-like. Gene Ontology annotation, molecular function: DNA-binding transcription factor activity, RNA polymerase II-specific; zinc ion binding; RNA polymerase II cis-regulatory region sequence-specific DNA binding. Gene Ontology annotation, cellular component: nucleus. NCBI's taxonomy places the organism in Eukaryota, Metazoa, Chordata, Actinopteri, Osteoglossiformes, Mormyridae. The record is from RefSeq and is a predicted model, not a curated record. Gene Ontology annotation, biological process: regulation of transcription by RNA polymerase II.